CGACUUUAUGACAAUCCGUCUCGCGGUCGAAGCGACUCUGCAACAUAACCCUCCGGAGCUGCAUAAAAAAAUUAUAAAGAAGAAGAAGAAGAAACACCCGGCGGCGCGUUUGCGUGCUUGCAGAGACGUGCAGGAUUGAAGAAGUUAUUCACAAGUCGCCAACUCAGCAGCAGGUUGUGACAGCCAUGUUGGUGGUGUGUUUGAGGCUGCUUUUGCUUCUCCCCCUGGUUUGCUGCGUCCCGUCCCCCUCCAGACCGCCUUCCAGACUCUGCAGGCGAUGCUGCGAUCACCAGGAAUCGCCUGCAGCCGCGGCCCAAUAUCAGAUGCCCGAGGUCCGCACUGUCAUCAACAUGACCAUCCUCAAAGGUGAUAAAGGAGACAGAGGUGACAAGGGUACACCUGGCAAGCCCGGUUUAGAGGGACCUCCCGGCCACCGAGGACCCAUGGGCCCUAAAGGCACCAAAGGCCAGGUGGGUGCACCUGGAGACGCCUGCAAGAUCCCCUACUCUUCCUUCUCAGUGGGACGCCGCAAGUCCCUGCACAGCAUCGACUACUACCAGGCGCUGGUGUUCGACACGGUGUUCGUCAACCUCCACGGGCACUUCAACAUGUUCAAGGGCAAGUUCUACUGCUAUGUGCCAGGGAUCUACUUCUUCAACGUUAACAUCCACACCUGGAACUUUAAGGAGACCUACCUCCACCUGAUGCACAACGACAAGGAGCAGGUGAUCCUGUACGCUCAGCCCAGUGAGAGGUCCAUCAUGCAGAGCCAGAGUGUUAUGAUGGAUCUGGCUCUGAACGACGAGGUCUGGGUCCGACUCUACAAGAGGGAGAGGGAGAACGCCAUUUACAGUGACGACGUGGAUGUUUACAUCACCUUCAAUGGAUACCUGGUGGCACCUAGCAUCCAGUGAGAAUGGGACAAAGGGAAUAAUGAGAGGAGUGGCAGAAUCUCUGGCUGGGAUUACUUGAUCUUUUUGCCAUGGAUACUGCUUUAUGCUAAGACAGGAGAACUAAACAGAGGACAAUACAAGUGUGGUGCUUAUUGUAAAUCCCUUUCAGCCUGGAGAGGAAUUUACUGUGCUUUCUUAAAUGAGGACUGCCCUAAAAAUAUAACAAUCAAAAGGAACAAAAAAUAGAGACAGGUAGCACAGCACACAAUUAGGAAAGAAUGUUAAAUGACUUCCUUUGCACUACACUUUUGUACAAAGUAAAUCACUUUUUCCUACUUGCUGUGCUGUGCUACUUUCCUCUUGGAUCACUCCUUUCAGGGACUUUGUGUUUUAACACAAGUUGUAUCACGUAUCAGGAAUUCUACAUCUGUGCAAUCAAUUAUGUAUCUGUGUUAUGAAUAGAGAGUUUCUGUCAGAUUAAAAUGUGUUCAGACAGACUGCUGUCACACCUCGAACAAACCAUGGUACCUUUUAGAAGAACUUCAAAGGGUCAGUUCAUCCAAAUUGCAAAAACACAUCGUCCCACUCACCUCUGAUGGCAUCUAACCACACAUAUAGUUAACCGGUUUAAUGUUAUCAACCCAUUAAAUGGCUGCUAUCAGUUGUAACCUGUGGCAUAGAUUACCUCCUGCAGUAUAUUUAUGUUUAUUGUUAGGUGGCGGUCUCUAGAAGCCUUCGUAAUAAUGAUGGGAGCAAAGGAGGAAGUAUAAAGAGCGACAAAGUCUACACAAGGAGGCGCUCAGGGUGGGUAGAUUAGCCAGACAAACACAGGACUUUCAACCAGGAGACUGCUGUUUGUGUACCGAGUGUAAUGAGAAGUCAAUGUUGAGUUUUCUUAACAUACGCAAGUUAAUUUACACAAUGCACUAAAUUUAUGUGACAUACAUAAUGUAAGUAAACUUACGUACAAAACUUAAACCAUGUAACAAACGUAAACCUUUGGUUAUGUGACUUGCUUUUAAUUGAAAAUGCAUUAGAGGGACGUUGGUAGCUUAGUGGAUAGUGCCAGCGCCCCAUGUAUAGAGGUGAUGCCACGCUCUAGCUUACAACUCUUUACUGCAUGUCGCCCCCCCCACUCUCUCUGUCUCCCCAUUUCACACUGUCCUGUAUAUUAAAGGCAAAAAGCCAAAAAAAAAUAAUCUUAAAAAAAAAGAAAAUGCAUUAGGCUACUGCUGAUGUGGGCAGGUCAGGCUUUAGUUUAGGUUAAGUAAGGUAGAUAUCUUAAAUUGUUGCGAACAUAAACAAUUCAUCCUCCCUGUGUCAGCUCAAUUGUUGUUCACCUGGAGUGUUACAGGUGUGUAACAUCAGUGGCUAAUUAGGUCAGAUUCUGCACCAUGUGCAAACACUUCUUAACCUUAAAUAUCUUCCUAAAUACAUGCUGAUUUACCAAACCAGAAGACUUAGAAUAGAGAUUUUGUUUUUUUUUUAUUAGAAGCAUUAAAAAUGGCAUUUAACAUAAUUUGGUUCUUGUCAAUAUUUUUCCCUCAGACUGUUUUCUAUUGAAGAAACAAUGAAAACUGUUGAAACUCUAAAAACAGCAUUAAAGGGACAGUGCGAUGCCAAAUCAAAAACACGUUUUAUCUCUUACCACGGCCGAUAUCUCCCACACUCGGCAUCUCACACCAAAACAAUCUUAUUUGUUUAACAGCACUAAGAAGAAAAAAAAUGUGUUUUUGAUUUGGGGAGAGGGGCGGCACGGUGGUGUGGUGGUUAGCACUGUCGCCUCACAGCAAGAGGGUUGCCGGUUCGAUCCCGGGCAUGGGAGCCCUUCUGUGCGGAGUUUGCAUGUUCUCCUCGUGUCAGCGUGGGUUCUCUCCGGGCACUCCGGCUUCCUCCCACAGUCCAAAGACAUGCAGAUUGGGGACUAGGUUAAUUGAUAACUCUAAAUUGUCCGUAGGUGUGAAUGUGAGCGUGAAUGGUUGUCUGUCUUUAUGUGUCAGCCCUGUGAUAGUCUGGUGACCUGUCCAGGGUGUACCCUGCCUCUCGCCCGAUGUCAGCUGGGAUAGGCUCCAGCCCCCCCGUGACCCUCAAGAGGAUGAAGCGGUUAGAAGAUGAAUGAAGAUGAUUUGGGGAGAACUAACCCUUUAAAUGAAAAUACAUCAUCUGCACAGCUAGGGUUAUGGGGGAAAUCACUUGUCUUUUUGUAAUUUUGGUGAACUGACCCUGUAAACAUACAACCCACCAUAUCAAAAUGAAAACUAAAGGUGCUUUAUUUCCAAAUGUAUAAAUGCAUUAGGGUUUUGAUGAUUAAAUGCAUCCUUACAGAGACUUCAAACUGCAGAGCAGUUCAUGUAAAUAGUUGUAUAAUAGCUGUCUUUAUAGCCUAAAUCUGUGCUACCACUCAUGCUGUUGGGGCUGAAUUUUGUAUGUGUGUCUGUAUUUGUAAACAGUAUUUUCUCCUUCAUUAACCAAGUCUCUUUUGUUCUCUAUCACUGAGCAACAGAAAGACACUUGAUUAUGAAAAAUAAAAAAAUUAAACAUUUUCAGAAUGAAAAAAUGAAA
Messenger RNA from Epinephelus fuscoguttatus (brown-marbled grouper), 3455 nucleotides. RefSeq names its product C1q and TNF related 6b (gene c1qtnf6b). The record is from RefSeq and is a predicted model, not a curated record. Lineage: Eukaryota; Metazoa; Chordata; Actinopteri; Perciformes; Serranidae. The transcript is spliced from 3 exons. Gene Ontology annotation, molecular function: protein binding. Bases 186 to 914 code for a protein of 242 amino acids.